Schistosoma margrebowiei is the source of this 1794-nucleotide messenger RNA. The record is from the annotation of a GenBank genome assembly. NCBI's taxonomy places the organism in Eukaryota, Metazoa, Platyhelminthes, Trematoda, Strigeidida, Schistosomatidae.
UUUAACCCCUCGCACCUUUAGCGGCGGGAUGCUUGGAUUGAAGCGAUACUUGAAGGUUAUAUCAUUUUCAGUAUUCAGCUGCAUUAUUCUAGUUGUAGACAUGUAGAAUAUUAUAUUUCCAAUUAUUCAACCAAUGACGUUCCUCAACUAUCAAAAAUUCCUAACUACGAGUUUACGUGGUUACAGUGUCAAGAAACUGCUUCCAAAGUACGAUGUAAUAAUUGUCGGUGGGGUGGUUGGUUUUGGUUUGGCUGCCGUUGCGGGUAAAUCAAGGCAUUUCAUCAUUUAUCUUAUUUGUUUUAUAUAGCGGCUUCAGAAAUUCUCGGUAAGAAAAGCAUUUUGUUGCUGGAAAGUUCUGGUAAAAAAGAGUAUCAACGUAAAGAAGAAUAUGAAAAUCGUGUCGUUGCUCUUAACGACCUUUCCGUAAACAUGCUGAAAAGUACAUUUUCUAUACAAGCUUCAGGAUUCGUGUAAUCGUACUCCUUUUAGAUAUUGAUGUUUGGGAAUUUACUCAAUCAUUCCGUUCUCAGCCUGUAAAUAAAAUGAAAGUAUGGGAAACAAAGUCAAACCUUUACUUAACGUUUCAACGCAAUCCCUUGGCAUAUAUAGUAGAAAAUGAUUUAGUUAUUGAAUCACUUCGUAAUCAUUUGGAAUCUAAUAAUAAUUCUUCAAAUGUGACAAUACUAUAUGAAACACAAGCUGAAAACAUUCAGCUUCCUUCUUCAGAUCAUCCAGAACAUUUAGUUCGUGUAGACGUUCAACAAAGGACACAGGAUAAACGGGAAACUGUUGAAACAGAUCUACUUAUUGGUGCUGAUGGGUUCAAUUCACUUGUCCGUAGAACAGCUAAUAUUCAUACAAUUGGUUGGAAUCAUAAUCAAAAAGCUAUUGUAGCAACUUUAAAAUUAGAACAGGCUAAUAAUGAAUCUAUCGCUUGGCAAAGGUUUCUACCGACAGGCCCAGUUGCAUUACUCCCAUUGUCAAAAAAAUAUUCAUCAUUAGUUUGGAGUACAACUUCGUAUGAAGCUGAUCGUCUUAUGAAUUUAAAAGAUUUAGAUUUUAUUCAAGAGUUGAAUGACUGUUUGACUAAACCUAAUGAAUCGACGUCACAAAUUGGUGCACUUUUCAAUAAGAUGGGACAGUGUUUUGCUAAUGUUGUUGAUUACUUUGGUAAUCAAAUAAAAUCUACAGACAAUGAAAGUGAAUCCGACUCAUUUUCAACACCAACAGUAUUAUCGAUUCAACCAAAUACGAAAAGGGCUUGUUUCCCUCUAGGUUUUCAACAUGCCACAUUUUAUUCAGCUCCUCGUGUGGCACUAGUGGGUGAUUCUGCUCAUCGAAUACUACCACUUGCUGGUCAAGGUGUUAACCUUGGUUUCGGUGAUGUUGUUUCGUUGGUCAGGCAUUUAGAAGAAGCUGUUUUGCAUGGAGCUAAUAUUGGAAGUUUAGCCUAUCUUAAAGAUUAUACAAAUGAACGACAAAGAAUUAUAGUACCAUUAGCUGGUACAUUAGAAUUAAUUAAUUUAUUAUAUUCCACUGAUGCAUAUUAUAAACAAAACAACAAGGAAUCACCUUCUGUUUGUCGUAAUUCUGCAAUAUCAUAUUUAUUAAAUAUUAUCACAGAUAUUCGUGGGACUGGAAUGAGUACUGUUCAAUCUAGUAAAUUAUUGAAGGAAUUUCUGAUGGCAGUUGCUGUCACUGGACAAAUCCGAACAACACAAUCGAAAACCACUUAAUGCUUGUAGUUGGAUUAUUUCUGUAAUCUGUUCAUUCUAAAAAUAAAAUCCCCUAGUU